Messenger RNA from Scutellospora calospora, 123 nucleotides. The record is from the annotation of a GenBank genome assembly. Lineage: Eukaryota; Fungi; Glomeromycota; Glomeromycetes; Diversisporales; Gigasporaceae.
AAGAAACAAGUAAAUCAGACCUUGAAUUCACAAAUGAAUCUGAGGAUUUGGUUGGAAGUGAAUUAACCUAUGAAGGGGAUUCUGACGAAAGUAGUGAUUCUGACUUCACACCUAAUCAACUUG